AUGGGAAAAGAGUUCGAGUUGAUAGACUCUAUCCUAUUAGAUUCCAUGUCGACAACAUCAUCCAACAUGGACGGAACUUCCACCCCAACACACACCGUCAUGUCAGAGACACUCACAGACUACACUGAAUCUGUUCCCUAUCCUGGCGCUCACUUCAUCAUUCGCCAGCGCGACACAGGCAAAGUCAUCACUCUCGUAGCCGGUGACCUUCAGCUUGCCGACGGUCUGAACCCCAAGGGUGGUUAUCACUGGGAAUGCAUCGAGAAAAACAGAUGGCUUGGUUUCCGCAACUGCGUGUCGGGGACCAUCAUCGGCCACAACAACAACAAAAAGUUCGUUGCAAGAGCAGAGAAGCACCAGUCUUACGAAUACAUUACACUCAGACCGAAUCCCCAAGGUGGCUACGAGCUUAUGACGAAACACAACCAUGAUGAGCUAUGGAGCAUGAACGUGGCAGAUGAUGGACAGCAGUUGGUUGAGACCAAAGGACAAGGCGCCUUGUGGGACUUUUUGAAAGUCUAG
Molecule: messenger RNA, 522 nt
Organism: Fusarium pseudograminearum CS3096
Lineage: Eukaryota; Fungi; Ascomycota; Sordariomycetes; Hypocreales; Nectriaceae
Exons: 1
Coding region: 1-522 (173 amino acids)
Source: RefSeq, a predicted model, not a curated record